Messenger RNA from Daphnia carinata, 1033 nucleotides. RefSeq lists its product as uncharacterized. The transcript is spliced from 8 exons. The coding region runs from base 102 to 872 and encodes 256 amino acids. The record is from RefSeq and is a predicted model, not a curated record. Lineage: Eukaryota; Metazoa; Arthropoda; Branchiopoda; Diplostraca; Daphniidae.
GACAAGAAGCUUUUUUUAACUGUAGUUGCGCAGUUCGUAUUCUGUUUCUUAACUGGCGUGUUCUAUUGUCUUACUUCAAAUUAAGACUCAAUUCCUUCGUCAUGAAAGUGGUUGUUGUUCUUGCUUUAUGCUCUCUUAUUGCUCUUUCGAAUGGGGCUGGGAUUCGACGACCCGUUUCCAAGAAAGAACGCCCGGUUCUUAGUCUUUCUUUUAAUGCUCCCGAAGAACUGUUGUCUCGCACCCGUAACGGUGAACUAGGAAAUGCAAACGACUACAUGGACGAAGUGUUGGUUUUAGUUCGUGAGCAAAUAGUCUUGCAAGGAUAUGAUCGUAUUCAACUUCCUGAUGGGGAUUUCAGCUUUACAUGGGAUGAAUAUCCUGGAGUUACUGGUGGAGUUUACCUCCAUGAUGGAUUAGCUACUGGUAUGGAAACCAUCCAUCGAGUAGGAGACGCUACCUUGAGCAGCAGUGCGACCAUUAUUUUCUUCGAAUCCGACUGCGGAAUAAAUACUGCUUCUUUCGGUUAUGCCAUAAGUAUUCUAUUCAUGGAUAUUGGUCCGACCGCUUCAAUGACCGGAACCGCCGACUAUAUCAACUUCUACUUCCAUUCGACCAUCGAUAUUCUCUCUGGGCUUGUUGUCGUUGAUGUGUUUGAUUUGAAACAAAUGGGUCACAUCAGUACGGACAUUACCGGCCUGGGAAUUUUCAAUUGGCUUGCUGAAAUCAUUGUUGAUUUCGCACUCAACCUCUUGGCACCGUUCUUCAAGGAACUCAUUGAAGGACCCAUUACGAACCUAAUCAAUGCUGUUCUUCAAGCCUAUGUUGAUUCAUUAAGGAACCCACCUACAACUAUGGCUAGUCUUGCAGUUUAAAGCAAUCGUAGGAUCCACGGCUAAUGUUGAAAAAAUACAGUUAAAGGGAAUUAGUUUGCUUCGUAAAAUGGUCUUUUUUCUUUGUAUGACCAUUGUUCCACUUCUAUAGAAUCGGAGAACAAGUGUGACUGUUGCCAAAUAUACUGGAAGUCAACACCAAA